This is a messenger RNA of Lasiosphaeria miniovina, 1506 nucleotides long. RefSeq lists its product as uncharacterized. Bases 430 to 1290 code for a protein of 286 amino acids. The record is from RefSeq and is a predicted model, not a curated record. Lineage: Eukaryota; Fungi; Ascomycota; Sordariomycetes; Sordariales; Lasiosphaeriaceae. The transcript is spliced from 4 exons.
GUUUUUCGCCGAGGUAAAAGCUAUUGGAAUCCCUAUUUUAUAAUCUCGGAGGCAUUUCCCUAUCCUAGAAAUACCUAUUAAAGGCUUUUCCUAGCCGGUAUAUUUAUUGUGAUCUUUCCUAUUUGUUAGUAUCUACCAAAGUACCACGCCAACAAACAGGGAUUGGAGUGUAAGCUGCCUUUCCAAGACCUGUGGCAAUUCUCAAACACGGUAGCAAAAGACCAGGCUGCAUGACUCAACUCAAUUGGAGCUCAGAGACAAAGCCAACCCGCACAAACAAGCUCCUCAACAAUCCUAUCAACUGACUGCCGGACUUUACCGGACUUUCCGGACUCGAGCGCGUGCGCGGAAAACCUGGUCAUUGGAGAUUCCAUUCAUUCAUUACCUUUUCCAUUGAAUCUCAGCCUCGUAGCCUACUCCAUAACAACAAUGCCCGUCAGCAAGGCAGCAGGGAAAGCUCACUCUCCUGAGCUUCCGUCUUCAUCAGUCGGCUCCUCUUCUUCCGCAAGGACCAGCCUCUCCCCCCCGCAGCAGCCGUCCCACAUUAAGAAGCGGCGGCUGCCCCGGCCUGCGGCUCAAAUGGAUGCACAGCAACAAGACGACGCCGAGCGUCGGACCUUGAUAGUUGACGGCAGUGACACGACGGCACCGCCUAAUAACAACAAUGACUCCAUGGCUCCCACGACGUUCUCUGGUCGGAACCAGUGGAUCCUGUUUGCCCUAGCCAGCGGAGCCUGUGCUGCCUUUAACGGCGUCUUUGCUAAACUAACAACCACCGAGCUGACGUCGAGCUUGUCCGAGGCUCUUGCGCGCUUGUUCGGCCUCUCUACAUACGAAGGCGUUGUUGAAGCCGUCACCCGAGCUAUCUUCUUUGGGCUUAAUCUCGUGUUCAAUGGCGUGAUGUGGACCUUGUUCACCACCGCCCUCGCGCGGGGAAACUCAACAACGCAGGUGUCAAUCAUGAACACGUCUGCCAACUUCGUCAUCACCGCCAUCCUGGGGUUUGCUAUCUUCUCAGAGUCGCUCCCGCCGCUGUGGUGGCUCGGCGCGGCUAUGCUUGUUGCCGGGAACGUCAUCAUCGGGCGCAAAGACGAAGGCAGCGAACAAGCUCCUGAGGGCGAAGGCGCCUCCUCGGCGGCGUCCCUUGCCGAGCAUGGGGCGAGCGCUUAUGAGUCGAGCACUCGGUUAGAUGAGCUCCGGCCAGAGGAUAAGAGAAUCGAGCAUGGUGAUAUUUUGGACCUCAACUUUGAGGAGACAGACGAGCUGGUUCCCCCUGCCCAGCGUCGAUGAGUUGGGUUUUAUAACGCUUCAAAACUGUUCAAAUAGAUCUUUUCUUUUUUCGCAUAUACUUCAUGAUACCCCCAGAAAAGUUCAGCCGCGGUUUAACGCUUCCAUUGUGAGUUUGACGUGGUCGAGGCUCGGUAUUGCCACCACAUCGAAACAUGGAGGUGUCCUCAAGACGCAACAUAUUAUCUUCAUUCCGGACAGAGUUAACUUCAAGAGGCA